AUGCCAGAAAAGCUCAUUCCUGCCAAGCAGGAUAUUGAAGAUGACUUCUGCGCAACCUUGGGGGAACAAUCACUGGUUCAUGACAUGUCACGCCAACAUAAUGAUCCUACAAGAAGUGACACCAAUUCGCAUCCUCUCCAACAACUGGAACCCUCUCGCCCUCUCCAGAAGGACUACGAGGGCCACAAGAUGAAGAUUCUGGUGCUGAGUUUUCUCCUUGGUCUGGUUUGUGAUGCCCAAGAAGCGGAUGAUCAGAAAGGUCUCUCACAGCUUUCAGGAAAAUGGAGAACUGUGUACAUCGCCUCCACUAGCCCAGAGAAGAUCGCUGAGAACGGGCCAUUCAGAGCUUACUUGUGUUACCUUGUCUUUGAUGAUGAACAGGGCACAGUAGACUUUUACUUUUAUGUCAAGUUGAACGGAGAAUGGGUAGCAAAACAUGUCACGGGGGAAAAGCAAGAAAACAACACUUAUCUUGUUAAGUAUGAGGGCGAAAAUGAAUUUGAAGUUAUUUAUGCAUCUGACACUAUUCUGGUAAUAAGUGUUGUCAACAAGGAUAAGAAUAGAAAAUGUGGGGAGAUACAAUUGGCUGGAAUAUUUGUUAAAGUAAAUGAUAUUGAAGAGAAAGCCUUGGAGAUAUUCAAGGAGCUGUUGAAACUGAAAGGAAUUGAAGAAAAACAUAUUGUGGAUUUCUUCAAAAGUGGUAAUUGA
Cervus elaphus (red deer) is the source of this 708-nucleotide messenger RNA. RefSeq names its product odorant-binding protein-like. The coding region runs from base 1 to 708 and encodes 235 amino acids. NCBI's taxonomy places the organism in Eukaryota, Metazoa, Chordata, Mammalia, Artiodactyla, Cervidae. Gene Ontology annotation, molecular function: small molecule binding; odorant binding. The record is from RefSeq and is a predicted model, not a curated record. The transcript has 5 exons.